CGAUUGGGGAGGAGCAGGUGAAGGGCACAGUGGCGCUAAUUCGUUAUGGGAAGAAUUUCAGAGGGGAUAAGGUUCGGAAUGCGGAGAGGUUCGGCCUGGCAGCAGUGCUGCUGUACUCCGAUCCAGCGAACUAUGCGCCAGAGGGCACUGAGGAGGCUUAUGUGUACCCGCAGAACCAAUGGCUGCCCGCCACUGGCGCCCAGAGAGGCACCGUCUACACAGGCAAGGGCAACCCAGCCACCCCCAGGUGGCCGUCCCACCCCGGCGAGGAGAGGCUGAGCAAUGAGACAGCAAAGAGGCUGCCACGGAUCCCGGUGCUGCCGGUGGGGUACAGCGUGGCGGAGGCCGUCAUGGCGCACAUGGGGGGCACGGCCGUGCCGCAGGACUGGCGUGGCGGCAUGCUGGGUGUGCACUAUGUGUUUGGGCCGGGACCCGCUGCAGUUGACCUGGAGGUGCAGGUGAGAGUGCCUUAG
Molecule: messenger RNA, 473 nt
Organism: Closterium sp. Naga37s-1
Lineage: Eukaryota; Viridiplantae; Streptophyta; Zygnematophyceae; Desmidiales; Closteriaceae
Source: the annotation of a GenBank genome assembly